Molecule: messenger RNA, 3922 nt
Organism: Hypanus sabinus (Atlantic stingray)
Lineage: Eukaryota; Metazoa; Chordata; Chondrichthyes; Myliobatiformes; Dasyatidae
Gene: ccdc28b
Product: coiled-coil domain containing 28B
Exons: 6
Coding region: 876-1436 (186 amino acids)
Source: RefSeq, a predicted model, not a curated record
AGGAUAAUUUUUGGAUGUUUUCUCUGGAAAUAGAGGGGUGUAUAAAAUUAUGAAAGGUAUUAAAUAGUCUUUUUCCUGGGAUGUAAGUCUUAAACACGAGAGGGCAUGUAUUUAAGAUGAGAUGGGGUAAAGUUUAAAGGGAUACGCGGGGAGUAGUACUUAGUGUGGAACGUGCUGCCAGGGAUGAUGGUGAUGCAGAUAAUAACGUUUGGGGCAUUUAGGCUGGAUGUCCUAAGAUUGGCUCAGGUUGAUGUAUAGAACAUGAAACGUACGGAUACAAGCCCUUCGGCCCCACCAGUCUGUGCCCACUCUGCUAGUUCGAAUUUCCUGCUUUCAGCUCUAGUCCGUCCGAUCGCCGCCCCACCCAGUCCCUGGUAAAGCAGCUAUUUCUGCUUCCUCAUCCGGGACGCGACGUGGCCGCAUAUCAAUGACGGUCACGGUGACGUAGAACGCUGAGGCGGGACGAUCAUUCCAUUGGUCCCAGUCGGUGAUUGGCGGGCGUUUGCUCCGCCCUUGUCGGAUUACAUUGUUUCCAGCUGCGAUGCGUCGUUUUGGCUCCCGGUAAAGGUUCGAGUUUUGUGUACGGAGCCGGACAGCAGUGAGAGUGUGUUUUGGAAGACAUUGGGCGAUGUGGAUGAUUUAAAUGCCCUUUAUUAUUCAAGAAAUGAAGUAAAUUGAGACAGUCAGUUUUCACUUGAAAUGGGCGGCACUCGGUAUCAGGGACGACGAUCCUAACGGUGAUAACAGCGUAAGAUGCUGGAAACACUCGGCUGGUCGGACAGCGUCUGCGAAGAGAGAAGCAGAGUUCGCAUUGUAGGUUCGUGACCCGUCGCGGAAGUGUGUGAGAGAGAAGUGGAAAAGUGAAACAUCUAAGAAUGGAAGAAAGACUGAAGCCAGCAAGUCCAAAGGUGACCUUGUACCAGCACAGCAAGCUGGGGAGAUCUCCAGUGUCAGCCCACAUGGCCACAGCUUUCUCUACGGCUUCACCCCAGCCUUCUUCACCAAAACUUAAAUCCACAUUGAAAAGAGCAGAUAAAGGAAAAGCAAACCCCCGAGAGCCGGUGGAAGUGUCUAAACCAACUUCAGUUCAGCACAGCUUCCUAACGGACGUCUCUGAUGUGAGAGAGAUGGAAUGUGGAUUGUUACAUUUGCUCAAAGAUUUUCACUCUGGGAAACUACAAGCUUUUGGGAAAGAAUGCUCCUUUGAACAGAUGGAGCAUGUGAGAGAGAUGCAGGAAAAAAUGGCCCAUUUACACUUCAGCCUGGAUAGCCAUGUGGAGGAGCUCUCUGAGGAUCAGAAAAAAGUUGUAUCAGAUAGGAAUCUUGAACAGCUUCUGAUCAACUUGGAAGAACUUAGUACCUCAAUACAAAAACUACACUUGGCAGAAAAUCAAGAACUGCCAAAAGAUGAAGAGUUGAAAUCAUCUCCUACCUAGAAGUAGUUGAAAAUGAGACCCAAGGGAAGAUGGCCAGCACUGCUCAGUGAAGGCCCCCCUUCAAGAGCAAGAUAUGUUACAGCAACUUCCUGUUUUGUUUAAGCUUGGGAGCCCAAUUUUACAACUAACUGCUCAGAUUCUACAACAUGUAUAUAUUUAUUGACUUUCUCUCCUGCCUGUAAGACUGUAGAGACUGACUGCAUUGUGUUUUGAGCAUAGACAGUAAUUUUCAGUAGGUGAGCAUUAGAUGAGCUGUCCCAUAACUAAUUAUGCAGUGAGGAGGCACAAAACCGUACAGCUCGAAGAGAGGGCUUUCAGCCACCAUUGUGCCUAUCUAUACUACUGCUGUUUGUCUACACUAGGUUUGUAUCUUUUUAAAUCUUGCCUAUUCAAGUGCCUGUCAAAAUGUCUGCCUCCACUGUCUCCUCUGCAAUCAACCACAGGGGGAAAACGUUCUCCUCUGAUCACUUCUAAAUUUCCCCCCAAACCUUAAAGAGAUUGUAAAUGCUGGAAUCGGGAUGAAAAUUAUGAUAAACAAGGUUAAGGUAGAUAAUCAGUCUUUUUUCUUUUUGGGACAAAAAUAUCAAAUACUAAAGGGCAUAGCUUUAAAGUCCAUAUCCCUAAACCUUCCUUAUCCAUCAACCCUUACGAAAGUCUUUUAGAUACUGCAAUUGUACCUGCCUCUACCACUUCCUUUGGCAGCUCGUUCCACAUAUCAAACAUCCUCUGGAAAUAGUUGCCCCUCGUGUCGCUUUUAAAUCUUUCACUUCUUAUGCUAAAUCUAGUUGUAGACUUCCCUACUCUGGGAAUAAUUUGCAAUUACCAAUUAACAUACAAACAUAUACAUCUUUGGAACGUGGGAGGAAGCAGGAGCACCCAGAGGAAACCCACCAGGAGAACGUACAAACUCCUUACAGACAGUGGUGGAAGCAAACCCCGAACAGCAAGCUUUAGUGCAUAUUUUAUUGUCCACGGAGCUAUUUGCAUCUUGUCUUUCUCGUCCUCGAGGUCAGUCCUCGGCAUGGUUUCCUCUAAGCUGCAUAGGUAUGUGGCCACACAGUAACUGAAAUGCUCUCGCAUACAUAAUCUUUCCCACAGCUGGAAUUUUCUUUUAUAUAUUGUUUUAUUGAAGUGAUGCACAGUUUUCAGGCUCUGUAAAAAAAAAAACAAAAAAACAAUUUCCUGCUUAGAGCAAUGUUUGGUACAUGUGUCCGGUGCUCCCGGGUGUGGCCUUUAAUAUAUCAUAUAUUGGUGAGAUCUGACGCAGACUGGGGGACCAUUUCACUGAACACCUACGCUCUGUCCGCCAGAGAAAGCAGGAUCUCCCAGUGGCCACACAUUUUAAUUCCACAUCCCAUUCCCAUUCUGAUAUGUCUAUCCAUAGCCUCCUCUACUGUCAAGAUGAAGCCACACUCAGGUUGGAGGAACAACACCUUAUAUACCGGCUGGGUAGCCUCCAACCUGAUGGCAUGAACAGUGACUUCUCUAACUUCCGAUAAUGCACCUCCCCUUCUUACCCCAUCCCUGAUAUAUUUAGUUUUCUUCCCCCCCUCUUUUUUUCUCUCUCUCUGUCUGUUCUCCAUCUCCUUCUGGUGCUCCCCUCCCCCCUUUCUUUCUCCCUAGGCCUCCCGUCCCAUGAUCCUUUCCCUUCUCUAGCUCAGUAUCCCUUUUGUCAAUCACCUGUCUGGCUCUCAGCUUCACCCCACCCCCUCCACUCUUCUCCUAUCAUUUUGCAUUUCCCCCUCCCCCUCCUACUUUCAAAUCUCUUACUAUCUUUCCUUUCAGUUUGUCCUGACGAAGGGUCUUGGCCCGAAACGUCGACAGCACUUCUCCCUAUAGAUGCUGCCUGACCUGCUGUGUUCCACCAGGAUUUUGUGUGUGUUGUUUGGUACAUGCAUCUGUUUUUUAAAAAAAGGGAAUGUUAGUCCUCAGCCUCCUUCAUUUCAAAGGAGAACAGACACAGCUUGUCCAAACUUACUUUAUAACUCAUGCCCUUAAUUUCUGACAACAUUCUUGUGACUCUUUUCUAAACCCUCUCUAGUUUAGUUACAAUGUUCCUUUAGUAUUAAAAUGAGAACUUUCCACAAUAGUUCAGCUGUGGUCUCACCAAUGUCUUGUACAGCUGUAACAUGACAUCCCAACUCAGUGCCCCUAACCAUCAAGGUGAGCAAGACUGUAUGCUCACUUCACAGGCACCCCCCACCCAGUCAAUGUAUGUAACCACUUUUGGUGAACUAUGCACCUAUACCAUUGGGUCUCUCUGUUUUACAACACACCCUGGGCUACUCUGUACCUGUACUCCUUGUUCUCUCUGUUCUACAACACACCCCAGGGCCCUGUCCUUACUGUUCAAGUCCUGCCUUUUUUAACUUCUCAAAAUGCAUCACUUUGGGCUUGUCUAAAUUAAAUUCCAUCUGCCAUCCCUUUUCCCAUUUUUGCAGUUGGUCUAAAUUCUGUUGUAACUUGAGGUAACUUAUUUCACUGUC